CGUGGGUAGGCAACUUUUCUAAAAAGAAAAACGGGAUAAAGGGCAGGAGAGGAGCACAGCGAAGGCACAGUUUACUCACUUCCCGUGCUUAGUGGAGGUCGUCAUGGAUCUGAGAUCUUCAUUUUCGGUGAUUUUAGUUUUUCUAGUGUUGUUAGGACUUCCAGGAGAUUUGGAGUCCGGAAGUCCUAAAUCCGGAAGUCGUAGUCCUAAAUCUGGGGGUGGAUUCCGAAAUUUUUUUCGCAAACUCCAUAUUCCACGGAUUAUGCAACCAUUUUACAAACGAUUUAAGGGCACCGAGAGACUGGAAAAUGGAGUGGUCGUGAUAACAGGCGGGGCCUCUGGAAUAGGGGAGGAAACUGCUGCCGAACUGUACAGAAGAGGGGCUCAUGUGAUAAUUGGAAAUCGCAACAGUGACACUUGCGAUGCGGUGGCUAAAAAAAUUAAAGAACAACCAAGAGAGAUUGUAAUCAAAGACGGACAUGAGGAGGAAAUUAAGCAUGGGCAUAUUGAGUGCUAUUAUCUGGAUCUGAACCAGCUUGAUUCAGUCAAACGGUUUGCCGAAUGGCUCUUAGCCAACAAGAAAUAUAAUAUCAAUGUGCUGAUAAACAAUGCAGGGGUUAUGUUGGCUGACCAUCAAGUGAUAGAAGACACCAAGACGGAAUUACAUAUCCAGAGCAACCACCUGGGUCACUUUUUUCUCACCAUACUUCUUUUGCCGAGACUUAUCCGAAGUGGUCCCUCCAGAAUCGUGAACGUGUCAUCUAAGGCUCACGAGUAUUGGAGAGGCGGGGUAAUAGAUUUCGAGAAUGAGAAGGCUCUCCAAAUGGAUCCAGAAAAGUACUCACGCUGGCAAGCCUACGCAAGGAGCAAGCUAUUUAACAUUUGGUUCUCAGCAGAACUCUCCCGUAGACUCAGAAGCCAUGGCGUUACAACAGUGAACACUUACUCUUUACAUCCUGGAAUCGUCCAUACACCCUUAUACCGUCACGUGAAGAAGUGGAAGUGGGUUGGUGAAUCGUUACACAAAUUCUUUGAAACAGGAUUCAUGAAAUACUUCCUCCGGACACCUAAAGAGGGGGCUCAAACCACUUUGUAUUGCACUCUCUCCACGGAUGUCAAAGAUGAAUCUGGCCUCUACUACAGUAACUGCCAUAAGAAAACUCCUACUAAACGUGCGCAAGACACGGCACAACCCAAACAACUCUGGGAAUUUAGUAUGAGGAAGCUGGCAAUAGCUGGGGUGCUGGAGCCUGGCUAUGAUGAGGAGAGCAUGUAUGUGAGCGGUUAGCCGUCAUUGGAAUAAGGAACCCAUGAUUGAUAAUGAAAUAGUAAACAUAGUGAACAAAUUGAUUGCCCAUGUAUGAAUGAAAACUUCUGUAACCCUCAUUUCUUCACUUCGGAAAUAAAUGCACAUUUUUGUUUCAUCUC
This is a messenger RNA of Bemisia tabaci, 1428 nucleotides long. RefSeq names its product retinol dehydrogenase 11. The record is from RefSeq and is a predicted model, not a curated record. Lineage: Eukaryota; Metazoa; Arthropoda; Insecta; Hemiptera; Aleyrodidae.